Pungitius pungitius (ninespine stickleback) is the source of this 1208-nucleotide messenger RNA. RefSeq lists its product as uncharacterized. The record is from RefSeq and is a predicted model, not a curated record. The transcript has 3 exons. Lineage: Eukaryota; Metazoa; Chordata; Actinopteri; Perciformes; Gasterosteidae. Bases 63 to 935 code for a protein of 290 amino acids.
AAGAGGACUUUCUGAUAGCUCAGGAUCGUUUCAGACAGAAUGCUCUUAAGCUCAUCUCUAAAAUGAUUGAGCUGAUUAAAGAAGCUCCUGGUUAUACCACACAUUUACUGGACGAGAUGCUUCACAGCAUUUUCUUUGUGGGGAAAGUCAACGAGCCGAAGUUUUCUCCAGAAAGCAUCCUGAUGGAUAAAGACUUGUUGAGGGAGUUGAGCGAGAAGUUCCCUCGGGCCUUUGAACUCUUCUCCUCUCACCUACCCAGACGGAGUCCAUUUUCAUGUGUGCUGGACACGAUUGUCCACCUGAAUGGACCAAAAAAUGAAAGAGAAAUACUCCGUGCCCUACGAAGUCUCAUCAUUGACCUGAACCUCGGUGACUCAAGGGAUCUGAUCUCCUCCACCAUCUGUGUCUCGCACAGAACCGACAUCGAAGAUCCUGUCAAGUACUACGGAGUCUCCAUGGCCGUUCCUGGUCGUAGUCCUCGGCAACGCAUCAUCUCUGCGUCCUGUCUCUACUACUGGGACGAGUGUGUAGCUGGUGCAGUGCUGACCUACUAUCCAGACAAUAAAAUGAAACCAGAUUAUGAUGGAACCAUCCAGCUUCCACAGGGGGUCAGGUGCCAGGCGUUUAGCCUCAGCAAGGAAGAAGAAACUCCUCCGUGCAAGUUAUGUAGGGAUUUGUUUGGUUUGACAAGUGACUCUGAAGAGGGGAAGCUCUACGGCAACUGUGCAGAGGCUGAAAGUUUGAGCAAAUUGUUCAAAAAUGACCCUGAAAUCAAAAAGCAAGUACAACUCAAAUCUGGCAAUAACUUAGACGGCAGGGUUAAAUAUGAAAAGAAAACGAGGAAAAGACUUUUUGAUUUCCUAAUAGAGAAGGACUGUGACUGCGCUUUCUACCCAUUCAGAAAAAUGAAGGCUGAAGAUCGUAUUGAUGAGUAGGCUGACAAUUCCUUGCUUCUUGGUUAUGAUUACAGGGAGAUACGAUGAUGUAAUCAUUUACUUGGGAGCUGGUGGUUUAAACGCUUGUUGUUAGUGAUUCAGCUACUUACUAAUGAUAAAGAUAUGAUUCAUGGCUGCCAGCUGUCUGAAUGCAAAGCAGGCAGAAGAUAUAAAGAGUUGAUGCAUUGAUCAUGUCAGUCACAAUAAAAUCAUAAAGAUUGAUGAUUUGUUUUGGUUUCAUUUACUGCAACUUCAUCAGAAGAAGUGAUUCUU